Molecule: messenger RNA, 453 nt
Organism: Aspergillus viridinutans
Lineage: Eukaryota; Fungi; Ascomycota; Eurotiomycetes; Eurotiales; Aspergillaceae
Product: beta-class carbonic anhydrase
Exons: 3
Coding region: 1-453 (150 amino acids)
Molecular function (GO): carbonate dehydratase activity; zinc ion binding
Source: RefSeq, a predicted model, not a curated record
AUGACCAACAUAGCAGCCAUCGAAGCCGCCAACGCGCAGUACGCCGCCUCUUUCAACAAAGGCCACCUCCCGAUCCCCCCAAAACGACGUCUUCUCCGCCUCGGCCUCACCGAAGGCGACGCACACAUCAUCCGCAACGCAGGCGGACGAGCCAGCGAGGCCCUCCGCAGUCUGAUAAUCUCGCAGCGGUUGCUUGGGACGGAGGAGGUUGUUAUCAUUCAUCAUACGGAUUGCGGGAUGCUCACGUUCAGCGACGAGGAUAUCAGAGCGAAGAUAAAAGAGGAGCUUGGCGAGGAUGCUUCAGAUAUUGAGUUCCUGCCGUUCAAGGAUCUGGAGGAGAGUGUGAGGGAGAAUGUGAGGUUUCUGCGGGGAAGUAGGCUUGUCCAGGGGGUUGUGACCGGGUAUGUGUAUGAGGUGGAGAGGGGGAGGUUGGUUCGGUUAGAAGUUGAGUGA